AAUAGGCGAUAUAUAUAUAUAUAUAUAUAAACCCUUCUAAUAGCAUAAAUUCUAAAAAUUGUGAGAGAUAGUAAAAUUUUCACAUUUGAUUAUGUGAGUGAAGCAGAUUAAGGGCAAAAUGAAGAUGAAAUGGCAAAAGUGAAGGAUGUAAUUGAAGUUUUGGAAAGAGUAGGGGACCAAGUUGAGGGAGGUCAUACAAGGUUGAGUGGGUAACUUGUCAAAGUCCCAACCUUCCUUCCCCUGGGUUUGUUGAAGAUAAGGUGGUCGGAGACAUGGCUAUAUCUUCCCUUAUUUCCACCCCAUCUCAAUCCAUUGGAUACCCAACUGCUGCUUUGUUACACUCACAUACCAAUGCCACUCCAUCCCUCUUCUAUGAAAAAAUCCGAAUACCCAUGAAAAGAAGAAGUAUCAAAAGGUUGAGAGACACAAAAUUCAAAACAUAUUCUUAUCUGGAUGGCUCUAUGGAAGUAGUUCAGUCAAAUGGUUACAUUUCAACAAGUCCUCUCAGUUCAAAAGAGGUUUUUAAGAUCUUCACAAGCAGUGCAAUUGAUACCUCACAUGCUUCAUCACCACUGAUGCAAAAAUUGGUGCUGUUAGAUUUAGACCCUGUCACAGCAAAACUGGCAAUCAGCUUUCUUGGGCCCUUCCUAUCAGCAUUUGCGUUUCUGUUCAUUUUGAGAAUAGUCAUGUCCUGGUAUCCUAAGCUUCCAGUUGGGAAGUUCCCUUAUGUUUUAGCUUAUGCACCCACAGAGCCCUUUCUUGUCGUAACACGAAAGUUGAUUCCUCCGCUUGCUGGAGUUGACGUGACUCCUGUCGUUUGGUUUGGAUUAGUCAGUUUCCUUAAUGAGAUUUUGCUAGGACCACAAGGGCUGCUUGUCCUGCUAUCUCAAAAACAGGUUUAGCUCCUGCUGCAUUUUGCAAAAGUUCUUUCAUCCUUUAGAAUUUCACCAGCUCCUUACUGGAGAAAGGCAGGAACGUAGAGAAAUCCUUUGGUCUUGUAGUUGUUCAAUUGCACAUACAAUCUGUAUCUAUUAGUUGACAGCCCUGUCGUGCUGUAAAGUCCUGGUGACAGUUACUAGGAUCCUCAUUUUGUAUAAUUGGAGUUAAUGCAACUUAUUAAAGAUUUUGGUUCAUCCA
Capsicum annuum is the source of this 1137-nucleotide messenger RNA. RefSeq names its product protein COFACTOR ASSEMBLY OF COMPLEX C SUBUNIT B CCB3, chloroplastic. The transcript is spliced from 3 exons. Gene Ontology annotation, cellular component: chloroplast thylakoid membrane. Lineage: Eukaryota; Viridiplantae; Streptophyta; Magnoliopsida; Solanales; Solanaceae. The record is from RefSeq and is a predicted model, not a curated record. Bases 273 to 902 code for a protein of 209 amino acids.